This is a messenger RNA of Grus americana (Whooping crane), 3031 nucleotides long. It is a transcript of the gene BTC, whose product is annotated as betacellulin. NCBI's taxonomy places the organism in Eukaryota, Metazoa, Chordata, Aves, Gruiformes, Gruidae. Bases 284 to 1006 code for a protein of 240 amino acids. Gene Ontology annotation, biological process: epidermal growth factor receptor signaling pathway; positive regulation of mitotic nuclear division; positive regulation of cell population proliferation. The transcript is spliced from 10 exons. The record is from RefSeq and is a predicted model, not a curated record.
GGGGGGGUCAGGAAAUGGGGUGCUGGGUGCUCCGUACUGGGCACCCUGCCCUGGGAUGAGGCACUGGGCACCCAGCACUGCUACUGGGUGCCGAGCACCGUGCCAGGACCCAGCGCCGAGCGCGGCACGUCGGCAUCGCGCACCGGGCAUGGGAUGCUCUGGUCCCAGCCGGCGGCAUCGGGCAAGUGCUCGGGGUGCCCUGUGUUGCCACCCCUUGUCCCCCUCCUUCCUCAGGACCACGCCGGCUCCCGCCUGAAGAUAACCCGUGCUUUUUCAGAAAGAAAUGCUGUGUGCACCUUGCCGGGGCAUCCUCGCCUGCCGUGGCUGGAUGGGGCCGCCCCUGCCUGCCCUCGCUGCUGAGCAUCGCCUGCCGCAUCCAGGGGGUCCGGGGCCUGUGGGGGAGGACGCCCCGGGUCCGUGCAUCAAGGGGAGCCGGGCCAGAGCCAGGGCUCUGCCUUUCCACGGCGUGCGCAGCUCCCAAAAUGCAGCAGCCGGUGCCCUAAGGACCCAGGCAGGAGACACCUGCGGCUCAGCGAGAGGCUUGGCGUUUUUCAGUUGUGUGGGCGCUGACGCCAACGUCACCGCCGGCCACGGCACGGAGGGGCUCGCCUGCGGCACGGCCGAGAGCUGCACGGGGAACAUGACGCAGCUGAGGCGGCACGGUCACUUCUCCAGGUGCCCCGAGGAGUACAAGCACUACUGCGUCAGAGGGAGAUGUCGCUUCCUCGUGGCCGAGAAGGCUCCAGCUUGCGUGUGCGAGCGAGGCUACACGGGGGCUCGCUGCGAGAGAGUGGACAUCUUCUACCUGCGAGGCGACCGGGGCCAGAUCGUGGUCAUCUCCUUGAUCGCCGCCAUCGUCACCCUCAUCAUCCUCAUCAUCUGCGCCUGCCUCUGCAGUCACCACUGUCGGAAGCAGCGUAGGAAGAGAAAGGCAGAAGAGAUGGAGACGUUAAACAAGAAUUUGCCUUCUAAAAGCGAGGACGUGCUGGAGACGGGCAUUGCGUGAAGGAGCUCCAGGUACCUGCAGGCGGGUCCCAGACGGCGGCACCGGCUGGCUCGAUGGGCGAGGGCUAAAACCUACAACGGCUUGAAUAAAGGGGUGACGGAAAGAUGGCCACGUGUCGCCACGGUCCUUACGGACCCCUCUCGCCACCAGCCCCCACCGGCGGGGUGGGGGUCAGGCCCGGCCAUGCCGCUGCGCUCCCCAAAUCCGCCCCCUCCACACACACCCCCAGCCCAUCCUGCACCAGCGGCAUUUUCCCGCCAUUUUGCCUGCCUCUCAGAUGCGGGGGCCCGGCAUUUCCCCCACUGCCGUUCCUCCCCCCCCUCCCCGCCGGGCGAACGGGGCACGGACAGUUCUCCCCGGUACCGGGAAGCUGCGAUGUCGCCCUGAGGCCACCAGGGGGCGCUUCGCCCCGCCGUGCAGCUCCGCGUCCGCCAGGGGGCGCCGCCGUGCGGGACAGGUGCGCGGCUGCCCCCCCCCGAGGCUUCAAAACCCCCUCGCGACCGCCAGGGGGCGCCGCAGCGGCGGGAACGGCGGGAACAAGCGCGGCGGCGGCGGCGGGGGCGGCGGGGGCGGCGGGGGUUCCCGGGGCUGGGGGCGGCGGGGGCUCUGCCGGGACCGGGGGACCGUCUGCGGGCGGCUCGGGGGCCGUGCCGGGGCGGCUUCCCCGCCAUGGCUGCUGCCGGUACCUCUGUCGCUUCUCCCCGCCCGGGGUCCAGCGGAUACCGGCGUCCCCGGGCGUGCUCCGGGCCGCGACCGGGACGAGGGUGCCGCUAAGCCGAGCACCGGCUGCAGGUGUGCCGAGCCCAGGUGUUUAGUCUCCCCGGGGCUCCUCCGGCCGCGGUUCUCACGGUCCCGCCGCGGGGCGGCCGCAGCCGGCGGGUGGGAACCGGGGGCGACGCCGUCUCCCCGCGCUGGCGGGCUCCGGUGCGGGAGCGGGGGCACCGGCCGCUGCCCGGCAGCGGGUGCUGCCCCCGUCUCCUCCCGGGGCCGGACCCCCCGGCUCUCGGCGAGGAGCUCAGGCCGGGACCCACGGGGGACCGUGGGCAGACGCCGGCUGGUUGCGGCACCCCGGGUUCCCCAGCGUCAGGAGCUGCCCUGCCUGCCCCGGCAGCCACGGCGGCUGCAGCUCGGCCUGUGGGGCUGGGGGUCCCCAGCAGCCCCCGAUUUCCACCACGGGAUCAGCCCCUGCUUGAACCGUGACCUGGUGACCGGCCGUGGGGGCUCCGCACGCCGCGUCUCCCAGCCGGUACCUGGGGGAGACGGGGGGCCGGGGGGUCUCCCGAGGCGGCCGGUGACCCCUCCUGCCGCCGGGCUCCCUCCUCCCAGUGCAGGCACCGGUUUUUUCUCCCCAGCUCUUUUCCAGAAUGGCCGACGGCAGGACAGACCCCUGCGGGCUGGCGCUGGCUCUGCUGGACCUGGGGAGAGCUGGGACUGCUCAAAAUGCGCUGCGGUGGGAGCAGAGGCCGCUCCAGGGAUCCGCACCGGCUCCUGCAGCCUCGUUGGUGAGACGGCGAAGCCGGCCUGGCCGGGCACGGGGUGCCAUGGCCGUCCCGGUGCUGCCGGUCCCUGGGAGGCGUUGGUGGCACCGGGGAUGCCGCGUGGCUGUGCCGACGCGGGGGAAGGCUCAUCCCGGUGCCCGGGUGAGGAUCACGGCCCCGAGGCAGCGAGCGCCGAGGGACACCGGCAGGGAGGAUGAGGACGUGCCCGGUGAGGUCCAGCUCCUGGUCAGCUCCAGCUCAGUUUCGGUUCCAGCUCGUCUCCUCUCCAGUGCAGUUGGUCUCCAGCUCUGUUUGGUGCCUCAGCUCCACUCCAGCUCCAGCUGAUUCCCAGUUCCGGGGUGUCUGUGGCUCCAGCCCCGUACAGCUCAUGCUUGUUCCAGCGAUCCUGGCUUUUGGCCAGGCCGUAAAUCAAUCACUGUCACCUCUUGGAUAUGAAUAUGACCUGUCAUAACUGCGCGCGCGUUGAGUCAGUGGUUUGUGUUCAGUGUUUAUUACGUGUGUACCUUGAAUAAAGAGUUGGACGAAG